GUACAGCCUGCAAAAGCAGAGGACGUACAACUGAAGCAAAGCGAAUCACCCGAAAACAAAAACUUCAGAGCAAUAAAACAGAACCUGGUCACUCUGGAAGAAUGGCUUCGGCUUACAAAGAAUUCAUAUUCAGCAAUCAACCCUGUGAGAACAGCUGCUAUGAAAACUUGUACUACGCUUGACUUCACAAGACAAGCAUCGGGGGAGGAGGCCCCUGUACAGCCUGCAAAAGCAGAGGACGUACAACUGAAGCAAAGCGAAUCACCCGAAAACAAAAAAUCCAGAGCAAUAAAGCAGAACCUGGUCACUCGGGAAGAAUGGCUUCGGCUUACAAAGAAUUCAUAUUCAGCAAUCAACUCUGUGAGAACAGCUGCUGUGAAAACUUGUACUACGCUUGACUUCACAAGACAAGCAUCGGGGGAGAAGACCCCUGUACAGCCUGCAAAAGCAGAGGACGUACAACUGAAGCAAAGCGAAUCACCCGAAAACAAAAAAUCCAGAGCAAUAAAGCAGAACCUGGUCACUCGGGAAGAAUGGCUUCGGCUUACAAAGAAUUCAUAUUCAGCAAUCAACUCUGUGAGAACAGCUGCUAUGAAAACUUGUACUACGCUUGACUUCACAAGACAAGCAUCGGAGGAUGAGGCCCCUGUACAGCCUGCAAAAGCAGAGGACGUACAACUGAAGCAAAGCGAAUCACCCGAAAACAAAAACUUCAGAGCAAUAAAACAGAACCUGGUCACUCUGGAAGAAUGGCUUCGGCUUACAAAGAAUUCAUAUUCAGCAAUCAACCCUGUGAGAACAGCUGCUAUGAAAACUUGUACUACGCUUGACUUCACAAGACAAGCAUCGGGGGAGGAGGCCCCUGUACAGCCUGCAAAAGCAGAGGACGUACAACUGAAGCAAAGCGAAUCACCCAAAAACAAAAAAUCCAGAGCAAUAAAGCAGAACCUGGUCACUCUGGAAGAAUGGCUUCGAAUUACAAAGAAUUCAUUCUCACAAAACAACUCAGUGAAUAUUCCUGCUACAGUUGACUGCGCAAGAGAAGCAUCGCAGAGGGAGGCCCCUGUACACCCUGUAACAGAAAUCAAAGAAGAACUCAGGCAGCUUCAGGCAUUCGUGGGCGUAUUGCAGAAUGAUUUAAACCGGAAGCAAAUGCAAAUUAAAUCAAAGUAUCAGGCUUUGAUGAGAGACUGGGAUAAAGACGAUGACUACCAUCGUCAAAGGCUCAAAGAUUCCCCAAUAUCAUGGCUAGGUAGUGAGUAUAGUUUCAGUUCAGAUGAGGAGUGUGAAAGAGAUGUUCUCACACCUAGCACGAGGCCCAAUAGUGUGAUCCUGGACGAUGCAGAACAUCUUGAGAGCAUAGCCACCAGAGGAGAGGUUCAGCUGGAUGAGGUGACACAAAAACCUGGGGUGGUUGUCUCUCCUAUAGAGGCUGGGAAUUACAUGAAGUGCCUUGAACCGACCAGGCAUAACACUGACACAGAGUGUCAAAUUAGACUCUCCAAAGCAGUGAAUUUGGAUGUGAAACCAAAGGCUUCAUCCAUACUGCCUCAUCCAUGCCACAGUAACAAAACUGUGAUUAAAGGAGGAGAUAGUGAAGAGGAGUCCAAGACCUCAUUCAGGACCCCUGAGGAGCACGUCUCCCCAGGUGACAAUGUCCCCAGUGUCUGGGAGCGGAUCUGCACCACUGUUUUCAAAAAGGGCAGGGGCAAAGAGAAGAAACAGGGUGUCAAGCCGAAACACCAGCCUGCCCUGCGUUCCAUUAGGAAAGCGUUUGUGCACCUGUGUUGUCUGCAGACAUGUGCAGACAAGAGAGGUGGCAAACGAUGAACACAGCCUUGGAAUGAGAUAACUUCUCUCUGCCAUAGAAAGAAACAGAAGGCUAAUGAGUCUGAGAGCUGUUGCUGGAUGUGCGUCUGAUUGUGGACAAACAUACACCAGUUCCGGACUCACACAGCCUGGUGGAGAAAGUUCAGAUCUCAUCCCAAAGUAAAGCCAGUGGUGGAUUCCAUCAGACUUGCUGCUCAGUAGAACUGAAGGUCCUCCGAUCCCACGACCAAGCCAAUCAUCUCUUUAUACCAGGGAGCUUGAGAGUGGGUGUCAGCAAGCUAUGGAAUGCAAAAGUCCCUGCUGGUUUUGCCUCCCUAACCCACAGGAGCACCAGAGCCAAUGAAACCCUCCCCCUGAAAUCCACAGCAAAGAUCGGACACGAACCUGCAGUCCCCUGACUUUAUGAUUCAUCUUGCACACCAGACAGCUGUGUCUUGACCAGGAUUACCUUCCCACAUCAGGGCACACAAUAACAAAGCCUACUGCAGAACAACAAUGUGUAGAACAAGAGCCCUUCUCAACCAUGUCCCAGUACCAGAACUGUGACUGAAGGAGGAAAGAGUGGAGAGGAGUCUGAGACCUCGUCCAGGCCUCUUGAAGAGCACCACUUCCAAGCUCACAAUGUCCAGUUUCUGGGAGAGGUUCUGCUCUGCAGUCCUGGGAAUCAGAUAACUUCUCUGCAAUAAGGAGAAACAGAAGGCUAAUGAGUCUGAGAGCUGUUGCUGGAUGUGCGUCUGAUUGUGGACAAACAUACACCAGUUUCAGACUCACACAGCCUGGUGGAGAAAGCAGAUCUGAUCCCAAGGAAAUAUAUUAUGCUUACACUUCCUGGGUCAUUUACCCUCAGCAGUGUGUUCUGGAUCAUGUGACUGGCUGAAAACAUAUCAGUCAGGAGGGGAAGCAGCUGAUUCGUUAUUGACAAGACAGAAAACAUGGAGUGGUGGGGGCACCCUCCAUUCUAAAUGACCAAGCCAGUGCAACACUGUCUGAAAGCACUGAUAUCAAACAGAGGUUUCUUUAACCAGCUGUAAUACCAGAUUUCAUGUUUUCAAAUAAAACUGGACAUUUGAGGCAUAUAUAACAAGUGGAGGUGUGCACCAGAUAUGAUUUAUGGAAUUAUUAGCUACAAUCACCCAGAAUACUUCAAUAGAAUAAUGAUUUCAGAAAUGGGUAAGACAAGUUUCCAUCUCACUAGUUCCGCCCACAAUCAUCCUGAAAUCUGAGGUCACUGGAUGCACUUGUAACAAUGGGCUGGCUAGUUUGAUAUUAAUACAGGCCAGAAGGCAGUGUAGAGUCCAGACAUGGAUUGUGGGUACAAGCACAGAGCACAUUUAUUUUAGUAGUCAAAUGCUUCAACCCAUACAGUUCCAUUUUAUAAAAUGUCUCAUGUCAGGUAUUAUUGAGCAGUAAUUUACCCAUCUAAGGCAUGCCUACACAGCUCUCAGCCUUCUUUUGAACUGAGAGACAUUCAGCAACCAGUAGAUGGCGCUAACGAAGUAUCACCAUUAGAUAUCAUCGACGUACAAUAAUUAAGCAGUAAACGAUCAUUGUACCUGUAAAAUAUUGACUCCCCCUGUUAAAAAGUGCGCCCCUGUGUAUACUGUCUGUUAUAUGUUGCGUGUGGUGUGUUAAAUGUUGGUGUGUAGGCAUUGGUACACAGGAUAUAAAUGGGUCUGUGUUUCACGUGUGUUUAGAAAUGUAUAAUUGUAUUUAGGCACGGUAUUGUACAUCUCUUCACGUGUAUGUAAAGUAGUUAAUAUGUGAGCACGAGGUUGCACAUAAUUAAUUCACGUGCUAGUAUUCAAGUGAAU
Polyodon spathula (Mississippi paddlefish) is the source of this 3641-nucleotide messenger RNA. RefSeq lists its product as uncharacterized. The transcript has 5 exons. The record is from RefSeq and is a predicted model, not a curated record. Bases 160 to 1830 code for a protein of 556 amino acids. Lineage: Eukaryota; Metazoa; Chordata; Actinopteri; Acipenseriformes; Polyodontidae.